Molecule: messenger RNA, 789 nt
Organism: Ectocarpus siliculosus
Lineage: Eukaryota; Phaeophyceae; Ectocarpales; Ectocarpaceae
Source: the annotation of a GenBank genome assembly
AUGGCAUCGACGGAUCGUAACGCUCUGAUUGCCCUAUUUCAGGCGACCCGCGGGGCUGAGUGGAGGAAAAGUGACAACUGGGGCACAAGUGAGGGGCUGGGGACAUGGUACGGGGUGGACGUGAACGCCGAAGGCCGCGUGGUUAAGUUGUCGUUGUACAACAACAACCUCCAAGGUUCUCUACCACCGCAGCUGGGCAAUCUAGGCGCUUUGCAGCACUUGGCUCUCAACGCGAACUGGCUGAGCGGGCACAUCCCCGAGGAGUUGGGGGCUCUACGCCACCUUGAGAUGCUUUCGCUGCACAACAACUGGCUAGAAGGACCCAUCCCGGAGCAGCUGGGAAGUCUCACCAACCUGGAAAAGCUUCUGCUGUUCAACAAUCGGCUUACUGGUUCCAUUCCGACGAAGCUGGGCGCCCUCGCCAAGCUGGAGAAGCUAGCGCUUAGUCUCAACAGACUGACAGGCUUCAUCCCCAAGGAGCUAGGGGAUCUCAGCCAUCUGCAGAUGCUUCAUCUCGGAGACAACCAGCUUGACGGUCCUAUCCCCGAAACGCUGGGAGCUCUCGGCGAGUUGAAGGAGCUUGGCCUCAACAACAACAAGCUUACAGAAACCAUCCCCAAGCAACUCGGAGAUAUGACCAAGCUUGAGCGCGUUUGGAUCAGCAGGAACGAGCUUACCGGUUCCCUCCCACCAGAGCUAGCGUACCCCCGGGCACUGAAGUUGCUUCAUCUGCACGAGAACCAGCUCACCGGAGCGGUUUCUGCCAAUGGUUACAAUACGAAAUAUUAA